Messenger RNA from Marmota monax (woodchuck), 1681 nucleotides. RefSeq names its product arginase 1 (gene Arg1). Gene Ontology annotation, cellular component: cytosol; cytoplasm; nucleus. Lineage: Eukaryota; Metazoa; Chordata; Mammalia; Rodentia; Sciuridae. The record is from RefSeq and is a predicted model, not a curated record. The coding region runs from base 26 to 1075 and encodes 349 amino acids. The transcript has 8 exons. Gene Ontology annotation, molecular function: arginase activity; manganese ion binding.
AACCCAAUUAUAAGUGGCAAAAAAGAUGUGCCCUCUGUCUUCGAGUGUUGCAGUGUAUGGCAACCUGAGAAUACCGGUGCAGCAGAGUGAAGUAUCAAGGACCAUGAGCUACAAGUCAAAAUCCAUAGGGGUUAUUGGAGCCCCUUUCUCAAAGGGACAGCCACGAGGAGGGGUGGAAAAAGGCCCUACAGUCUUGAGAAAUGCUGGUCUGCUGGAGAAACUUAAAGAACAAGAGUGUGAUGUGAAAGACUAUGGGGACCUGCCCUUUGCUGAUGUUCCUAACGACAGCCCCUUUCAAAUUGUGAAGAAUCCAAAGUCUGUGGGAAAAGCCACCGAGCAGCUGGCAGAUGUGGUGUCAGAGGUCCAGAAGAACAACAGAGUCAGCUUGGUGCUGGGUGGAGACCACAGUUUGGCAAUUGGAAGCAUCUCUGGCCAUGCCAGGGUCCAUCCUGACCUUGGAGUCAUCUGGGUAGAUGCUCACACGGAUAUCAACACUCCACUGACAACCCCCACUGGGAACUUGCAUGGACAACCUGUGUCUUUCCUCUUAAAGGAACUGAAAGGAAAGAUCCCUGAUGUACCAGGAUUCUCCUGGGUGACUCCCUGCAUAUCUGCCAAGGAUAUUGUGUAUAUUGGCUUGAGAGACGUGGAUCCAGGGGAACACUACAUUGUGAAAACUCUGGGUAUUAAAUACUUUUCAAUGACUGAAGUGGAUAAGUUGGGAAUUGGCAAGGUGAUGGAAGAAGCACUCAGCUAUCUACUAGGAAGAAAGAAAAGGCCAAUUCAUCUGAGUUUUGAUGUUGAUGGAGUGGACCCUGCUUUCACACCUGCUACUGGCACACCUGUCAUGGGGGGUCUAUCCUACAGAGAAGGUCUGUACAUCACAGAAGAAAUUUACAAAACAGGGCUACUCUCAGGACUGGAUAUAAUGGAAGUAAACCCAUCUCUUGGGAAGACACCAGAAGAAGUAACUCGAACAGUGAACACAGCAGUAGCAAUAACCUUGGCUUGUUUUGGAGUUGCUCGGGAGGGUAAUCAUAAGCCUACAGUUAACUACCUUAACCCACCUAAGUAAGUGUGAAAACAAGAUAUAAAAAUCCCAGUGCUAACAACAUAAUUACUAAAUCUAAUAGUAUACUUACGCCUAUAGUUAUCCUCCUCAAAAUCUCUUCUUUCAGAAAUUUUUUUCCAAUUAGUAUGAAUUCUACCAAUUCCUGCUUGAAAAUUCAAGAUUUGAAAAUUCAAACUUUUGUACAAUUAAAAGUGUGUAUUUCCCAUUUUAGCAAAAGACAACUUUAGAGAGAGGCAUGUUAAUUUCCAAAUAAUGUGCUGGCACCGAAAAAAAAACACUCACCAAUACAAGCUCUCCAGUGAGUGUUGAGAGCCGCAGUCAAGAUGGUGCCUGGCAUUUUGUCAGAAGGAGCGGAUCCUGCUGCAUUGGGUGCCGGCUAUUUUUGAGCUCUGGUGGAGUUCCUAGAGAGUUCGCGCGGGUUGGUUGAGUUCCGGUUGGGCUCUUGCGGAGUUCCUAGAGAGUUCGUGUGGGUGGAGUUCGCGGGUUGAGUUCUGGUUGAGUGCUCAAAAAGUUCCUGAAGUUCUGGUGGAGCUCUCGGGGAGUUCCUGGAGAGUUCGUGUGGGCGGCGUAUGGCGUGGGUUCUAAAAAUAAAGUUUGUUCCUGCUUGAA